AUGAAAAUUUGGGAAUUUGCUCCUGAUAAUUUUCACGAGUCCACUCAUAAAGAAAUUCUCAAAUACAUAAGAAUAUUUCUUGCUCUCUUUUCAGUUGGAAAUUUCCUAUGAGCGCUUAUUUUAACCCCAGAUUUAUUCUUUAUUUAUCUAACUUGCUGGGGAUUAACAAUCACGAUGAUUUAUUUUAUAGUUGCUGCUUUAUCUUAUUUUUCCACAAAAUUGACAAAAGUAGCAUAUAUUUUAUUUGAAACGAUAUGGGCUAUAGAAAGCUGCAUAACCGUUAUGUAUUGGACUGCGGUAGCGCCUUUGUCAUCAAUUGAUGUUUUGCAAACCAUUUUUCAUCAUGUAGUGCCAAUUAUUACACUAACAUUUGACUUUUGCUUGAAUAGAGUUGAAUUUAUAAGGAAGCAUAUGGUUUUUCCUCUAGGCAUUAGUAUUAUUUACUUAUUGUGUGUGAAUAUGCCUUAUGCCUUAGAAGUGGAAGAAGUUUAUCCUUUGAUGAGCUUUAGAAAUGUGUGGAGCUAUUUGAUGAUUUUAGGGGCACUGAUUGUAGAGGUGAUUGCUUUUGAAGGAGCUUUACAAUUGAAAAGAAAAUUAGGAAUAUGCACGAAAAGUGUGGAUAUAGAAAUGAACAGCAAUAACUAUGAAAUAGAUGGCAAAAGACCUUUAACUUCCUAA
Molecule: messenger RNA, 678 nt
Organism: Blepharisma stoltei
Lineage: Eukaryota; Ciliophora; Heterotrichea; Heterotrichida; Blepharismidae
Source: the annotation of a GenBank genome assembly